UGUAGGUUAUCUAUGUUUUGUACAUACAGGUGACAUAACUGGCGACGUUUGGCGUUUAAUCGUUAGCCAUGUAAAGUAAAUAAGAAAAUGAUUGAUGCUUAAUGCAUGUACAAUGGAGCAUUUAUGUCAGUGACUGUACGAGAUUCAUCUUUUUGCUUAACACAGCAGUGUGAAGACAAGAGUUUAUAAUGCCACUUAAAUUUUGUGCCAACUUAUCAUUUAUGUUCCAAGAGACAGCAUCUCUUCUGGAACGAUAUCAGCUGGCGAGAGAUGUAGGUUUUCGUGCUGUGGAAUGUGCAUUUCCGUAUGUACAUACAGUCGACGAAGUUGUUGCUGCUCAGAAGAAGGCAAAUGUUGAACAAAUCCUAAUAAAUGUUUUUGUAGGUGAUGUUACCAAAGGUGAGCUGGGAUUUGCAGCAAUUCCUGGAGCUGAACAGAAAUUCAAUGAUAGCGUUAACUUAGCAAUAAAAUAUGCAAAGGCUUUAAAAUGUUCAAGCAUCCAUGUAAUGUCCGGUGCUGUCGAGAAAGUGGAUGAAGAAAAUGUGAAAACAUAUGAAAAGAACAUAAAACAUGCAGCAUCACUGUUUGAAAAGGAAAAUAUUCUUGGUUUAAUAGAGCCCAUCAACCCUUACUCAGUUCCAAAUUAUUACAUGAACAGUUUUCAUAAAGGUCUUGAGGUGGUGAAGAAAGUUAACAGUUCGAACUUGAAGCUCAUGUUGGACAUAUUUCAUCUGCAGCAGUUGCAUGGAAAUCUGACUCACAACAUCAAGGAGCUGCUGCCAUAUGUUGGUCACAUCCAAAUAGCACAAGUGCCAGAUCGUAAUGAACCGAAUACAAGCGGAGAAAUUGACUACCGGUACGUCUUUUCUCUGCUAGAGAAGUUGGGUUAUGACGGCUGGAUUGGACUGGAAUACAAGCCAGCAGGAAACACAGAGGAAGGGCUUAAAUGGGUUCAAGAGUUCAACAUGAGACUCUGAAUUUGAAGCAUCUACUGAUCGCUUUAUCCAAGUUAUACAAUGCAUGUAAUGCAAAAAUCACUAACCAUCUUGAAGAAAUGUAGCCAUUUGUAUUAUUUGUUAAAUUUUUAUCUUAAAAAUCUUA
Messenger RNA from Zootermopsis nevadensis, 1101 nucleotides. RefSeq names its product hydroxypyruvate isomerase-like protein Gip (gene Gip). The record is from RefSeq and is a predicted model, not a curated record. Gene Ontology annotation, biological process: glyoxylate metabolic process. Gene Ontology annotation, molecular function: hydroxypyruvate isomerase activity. Lineage: Eukaryota; Metazoa; Arthropoda; Insecta; Blattodea; Termopsidae.